GCCGGCACCCAAUCUGACACAUUCACAAUGUUUUCUUCGUUUUCUUUUUUGAACAUGUUCGGUGUUCUAUUCACUGUUUUCAACUUAACUGUAGUUCAACCAUAUCCAAGUCAUAUUAUUAUCAAAUCAUUUGGGAACAAUGAAGAAGUAUCGAGAGUGGCUCUGAAAGCUAUGGAAUACACAUCUGAUCAUAUCAAUUCCAGAGACGAUGUACCGUUUAAACUUGCAUUUGACCACCGCGUAGUUGAAGAAGGCGCUGCUGUCUCGUGGAACAUGGUGAACGCAGUCUGUGAUGAGCUUAAAGAAGGUGCAAUGGCAUUACUUUCAAGUGUUGAUGGAAAAGGAAGAGAAGGUAUUCGAGGAGUAUCUGAUGCACUUGAAAUGCCUCUUGUCUCACUGACCGCUCUAUCAAAUGAUGACCAUCAACAACAACAAUUCGGGAAUCUUUUCGAAGUUUCAGUGAGACCUCCAAUUAGUGAACUGCUAGCUGAUUUUAUUGUUCACAAAGGAUGGGGAGAGGUUCUGGUUUUGAUUGACCCAGUACAUGCAAGCCUCCACCUACCAUCACUUUGGAGACAUCUUCGUACUCGAACCAAUACUUCUGUCAAAGCGUCCAUGUUCGAUUUGCCGGCUGAUGAAAAACAGUUUGAAGCGUAUUUAAUGCAAUUUAAUAUGAUGAGAAAUAAUGAAACAAAUCGAAUACUUAUCGAUUGUGCAUCUCCGAAACGACUCAAGAAACUUCUAAUUAAUAUUCGCUCGGCACAAUUUAAUCAGGCUAACUAUCACUAUGUGCUGGCAAAUUAUGAUUUUCUUCCCUACGACCAAGAGAUGUUCCAAAAUGGAAAUAUCAAUAUAUCAGGUUUCAAUAUAAUCAAUAAAGAUGGAAGAGAGUAUUGGUCACUAAAGAAACAUUUGAAGACGUCAUCUUCAUUAGGAGGUGGAGAUGAUGUUAGUGUUGAGGCAGCUGUUGGACACGAUGCAAUGUUAGUUACGUGGCAUGGAUUUGCAAAGUGCCUGCAAGCGAAUGAUUCAUUGUUCCAUGGUACAUUUCGACAUAGGAGAUUUUUCAAUCGUGGAUUUCCAGGAAUCUACUGUGAUCCUCUUUCUGACCGUUCUCAUCCAAAUCGACCUUUCUCUUCAUUUGAGCAUGGAAAAACAAUCGGAGUUGCUUUUAGAAAUAUGAAAAUUGGACACAAAGAGGGAACAUUAACUGGGAAUAUCGAAUUCGAUCGUUUUGGAAAUCGCAAGAACUUUGAUGUAUCCAUAGUUGACUUGGUAUCAAAUACAAAAGCAACUUUCAAUUCAAAAGAAGUAUUAGCGUGGCGACAAGGUGUUGGAUUCUUCUCAAAUCGAACAGUUGCUCAACAUUCGAGAAAGAGUCAAAAUGAUCAUAAGGAUAAUCAAGUGAUAGUGCUCACGAAUCUAGUUGCUCCAUUUGUGAUGAUAAAACGAGAAUGUUUGGAAAUGGCAAAUUUGACAGAAUGUCAGGGGAACAAUAAGUUUGAAGGAUUUUGUAUCGACUUGCUGAAACUGUUGGCUGACAAAAUUGAGGAGUUCAAUUAUGAGAUCAAAUUAGGAACAAAGGCGGGAUCAAAACAAGCUGACGGAAGCUGGGAUGGAAUGAUUGGAGAACUUCUGAGUGGAAGAGCCCAUGCUGUAGUUGCAUCACUUACAAUAAAUCAAGAAAGAGAACGAGUCGUGGAUUUUUCAAAACCAUUUAUGACAACUGGAAUUUCAAUUAUGAUCAAGAAGCCUGACAAACAAGAGUUUUCAGUAUUUUCCUUUAUGCAACCGCUUAGUACAGAGAUUUGGAUGUACAUCAUAUUCGCGUAUAUUGGGGUGUCAGUAGUCAUCUUUCUUGUUUCAAGGUUUUCACCGUAUGAAUGGAGAGUCGAGGAGACUUCCAGAGGAGGAUUCACUAUUUCCAACGAUUUUUCUGUUUAUAAUUGCUUAUGGUUUACACUAGCAGCUUUCAUGCAGCAAGGAACUGAUAUUUUACCAAGAUCAAUUUCGGGUCGUAUCGCAUCUUCUGCUUGGUGGUUUUUCACAAUGAUCAUCGUUUCUUCUUACACUGCUAACUUGGCUGCGUUCCUAACACUUGAAAAAAUGCAAGCUCCUAUAGAAAGUGUUGAAGACUUGGCGAAACAGUCGAAGAUUAAAUACGGAAUUCAAGGUGGCGGAUCGACAGCUUCUUUCUUCAAAUAUUCCUCCGUUCAAAUAUAUCAGAGAAUGUGGAGAUAUAUGGAAUCGCAAGUUCCGCCAGUUUUUGUGGCUAGUUAUGCGGAAGGAAUUGAAAGAGUUCGAAGUCAUAAAGGAAGAUAUGCAUUUCUUUUAGAAGCAACUGCAAAUGAAUAUGAGAAUACAAGAAAACCAUGUGAUACAAUGAAAGUUGGAGCAAAUCUCAACAGUAUCGGAUAUGGAAUAGCGACACCUUUCGGCUCCGACUGGAAGGAUCAUAUCAACUUGGCAAUUUUAGCCCUCCAAGAACGUGGUGAACUGAAAAAGUUGGAAAACAAAUGGUGGUAUGAUAGAGGACAAUGCGAUGCGGGUAUUACUGUUGACGGGUCAUCUGCUAGUUUGAAUCUAUCAAAAGUUGCUGGAAUAUUUUAUAUUUUAAUGGGUGGUAUGGUCAUUUCAAUGUUGGCUGCACUCGGGGAAUUCUUGUAUCGAAGUAGGAUUGAAGCGAGGAAAUCUAAUUCCAAUUCUAUGGUGGCGAAUUUUGCGAAAAAUUUGAAAAGUGCAUUGUCAUCUCAAUUAAGAUUAUCAGUCGAAGGAGGUGCAGUUGCACAACCAGGAUCUCAAUCUCAUAAUGCAAUUAGAAGACAACAGGUAGCUGCAUUCUUGCCUGCAAAUGAAAAAGAAGCUUUCAAUAAUGUGGAUCGACCUGCAAACACUCUCUACAACACAGCUGUCUGAAAUUUGUUACUCGCUGAAAACAUUAUAUGCAAAUUUUUUGAUAUUCUUAUUUCCUUUACUUGUUUAUUCGUUUUGAAAUUAAAUGUAAAUUCU
This is a messenger RNA of Caenorhabditis elegans, 3009 nucleotides long. RefSeq names its product Glutamate receptor 1 (gene glr-1). Gene Ontology annotation, molecular function: signaling receptor activity; monoatomic ion channel activity; glutamate-gated receptor activity. Gene Ontology annotation, biological process: sensory perception; regulation of postsynaptic membrane potential; monoatomic ion transport. The record is from RefSeq and is marked reviewed. The transcript has 14 exons. Lineage: Eukaryota; Metazoa; Nematoda; Chromadorea; Rhabditida; Rhabditidae. Bases 28 to 2916 code for a protein of 962 amino acids. Gene Ontology annotation, cellular component: dendrite; perikaryon; endoplasmic reticulum.